AUGGAGGAAGAGAACAGCAAAGUGAGACCCAAGGAGAUUACCUUGUUGGUUGUGUUGAAUGCUUGUAGCCAUGGAGGGUUGUUAGAGGAAUCAUUCAAGUUGAUAAGUAAUUUACCUGUCACAAGUGAUUCAACAGCUUGGCGUGCUCUGCUAGCUGCUUGUAGAGUCUAUGGGAAUGCAGAGUUGGGGGAAAUUGUGAUGAUGAGAUACAUCCGGCUUCUUGCUGGGACACAUGCUGUUGCAGGGAAUUCACAAGGUCAACAAAAAUCAUUAGAUAAUGAGUUGUUUAAAGAGAAAAAAGAAGCUGGAUACAGCGCCAUUGAAAUAGAAUAG
Messenger RNA from Arabis nemorensis, 333 nucleotides. The record is from the annotation of a GenBank genome assembly. NCBI's taxonomy places the organism in Eukaryota, Viridiplantae, Streptophyta, Magnoliopsida, Brassicales, Brassicaceae.